AUGCUAAAUCAGAAGGCAGAGUCAGACCUCCAACAAAACAAAUUGGAAUCCUGUUACUAUCACCUUCAGAAGGCACAACAAUUAUGUAUUCAUGUCCCCCACCUUAAAGUAUGCAUUUAAAUCAUCCUAGUUACAAACCAUAAACAAUCUUGCCUUAUAUCAUCAAAAAUUAAACUAGCCACAAAAGGCCUUAAAUUAUUUGAAUCAAACUUUGAAAAUGCAAUACUAGUAAGCAAUCUUAUUAUCUUAAGAUAACAUCUUGAUUCCUCCUUAGCAAACACUUAUUUAAAUAUCAGUGCCAUUUAGUCAUCUUUAGAAUGCCAUGAUGUUGCACUCCAAAACAUCUAUCUAUCCAUAAUACUAUUAUAACAUGAAUUAUUAAUUGAAGGUUUGAAAUGCAAUAUCGAACUAUAACACAAAUUAAAUCUUCAGAAAAUGCAGAGUAAUCUACUAUCUGAAGGAAUCAAUUUUCAAUUUGAUGAGUAUCUGAAGAUAGACAGAGCCUAAAUUUUGAUUGCUGCAUAUCACAACUUAAGUCUGGAAAUGGAGUUUUUCAAAAGGAAUGAAGAAGCAUAAAAAAUCAUUGAUUCUGCAAAAACUCUAUCAGAAUUUAUUCUACAACCUUCACAUGCCUUAAGAAUAAAAUUGAAGGAAAUUGCAGACAAAUAAGUAAGUACACGAAUCUAAAAAGUUUAAAACUUUAAUCACAGAAGCAUUUCCUUCGAUGAUAGAAAUAGUAAUAGUAUCCAUCACACUAAGUCCUCGAAAUAUCAUUUUUAGAGACAGUAUUCUAAAGAUAAUAAUAAUUCAAUAUAGUUAAUUCAAAACUCCAAAACAGUUCUUAAGAAUACUCCAUCUAAAUUGAUAAAACAUUAAAAAUUCAUAACAGAAAUCACUCAAUCAAAAUCAGCUUCAAAAAUUAACAAAUUUAUGAAUCCAUUAGAAUUAAGUUAUACAUAGGAUUGA
This is a messenger RNA of Paramecium tetraurelia, 966 nucleotides long. RefSeq lists its product as uncharacterized. The transcript has 2 exons. NCBI's taxonomy places the organism in Eukaryota, Ciliophora, Oligohymenophorea, Peniculida, Parameciidae. The record is from RefSeq and is a predicted model, not a curated record.